This is a messenger RNA of Aphanomyces astaci, 1412 nucleotides long. RefSeq lists its product as hypothetical. Gene Ontology annotation, biological process: regulation of DNA-templated transcription. Gene Ontology annotation, molecular function: DNA-binding transcription factor activity. The transcript has 5 exons. The record is from RefSeq and is a predicted model, not a curated record. The coding region runs from base 12 to 1286 and encodes 424 amino acids. NCBI's taxonomy places the organism in Eukaryota, Oomycota, Saprolegniomycetes, Saprolegniales, Verrucalvaceae.
GUGUUGUCGAGAUGGCCGCUGCCGCCAUCAACUUGGAAGAGAUCGACGAGGCGAUCAACUUUUGCCCCGAAGACGAUGACCUAUUGGACUACUUCUUGUCCGGACCGGGAGGGGCGGAUGGGCUUCUUGAUGAGCUCACAUUAGGUGCCCCCAACGAAGCAUUGGACGUCAUCCCGACCGAGUUGUCGUCAGACCCCAUUCCACACGACGACUAUGGGUUCAUUGUCUCACUGCCGCAAUCCAGUGCCCCACAUCCAUCACAGAGUCAUUCGCGUCACAUUUCUGUGGAUACUGCAAGCACAACGUCCUCGGUAGAAUUCGACGCCCCAGACUCCCCGUCCAACUUGGCCGAGAACGACCACGACACGGAAGAAGAGAAGCGACGCAAACGACUCGAGCGCAAUCGCAUCUCCGCCCGCGAAAGUCGAGCCCGUAAGAAGCAGUACUUGGAACUCCUCAAGAAGAAAGUCGCGCAACUCACAGAAGACAUCGGGUCGGCGCGCGGCCGGCACUUGGAGUCGGCAGAUCGUACCCUAUCGAGCCUCAAAGCUCAGCUCGUGUCGUCGCUGUACGACAAGAUCGCGCACUUGAGUCCACAUAUGCCGGUCGAUCCUUCCGUGCUGGACACCCUUCGCCGCGGCACCCAGCUGCUGCCGCUGCGCUUCGGUCCCAAUUCCAACGAACGUCGGGCAGUGGUGACCUACCGCUUCAAGCAACUGGACAGCCUGCUCUUGCCGCCGUACACACGCUUUUUGUUAUGGAUGAGCAACCAGGAUGAUCGUUUCUACACAAAAUCGACGUCGCCGCCCGCUCCUGCCAAAAAGCCCGACGAGCCGCGCAAGGACUCUGUGGCCAAGAAGGAGGGGCUAUGGGCGGCGCUGUCAACUGAGCUCGGGCUCACGUAUGAGCAAGAAGAGAAGAUCAAGGGCCACUACCGGGCCAGCGACUCGCACACGGCCCAGUUGGAGCGCCGAAAGAUCGCCACGGCCGUGAACUACUUGCAUCUACUCAAGCACAACAUGGCCGAGCGCGCCCACGCCGUGCAGUCCCAUGCCGACAAGAUCCAGGGCAUGCUUACCCCCGACCAAACCGUCCGGUUCCACAAGUGGGCCCUGGACCACCGAGCCAACCACACGGCGACUCUGAACGCCCGACGCGUCGCCCCAGCGCCGCACUUGUCGCCCGACAUGAGCUCCAUCUUGCAAACGACCGAUGUGACCGCGCACGACGUGACGGCGAUGCUGGCCGCCAUGACCAACCCAGAACACGGCGCCGCUCGUCCGUGAGGGGGGCAGCAGCCGCAGUCGUUUACCACACCUCGCGAUGCCAGAAGUCGACAAUGUGUACACUUAAUAAAUAGAUGAACCGUCGUGCGUUUUGACGAGAUCAAGCCGAGUAACAUUUGAAGAACC